UCCUAACACAUUUUAAUUGUUUUCUAAGAUCCUAAAUAGUACACACUACACACACGUCGGUAUCACGUGACAUCUCUGAAAGCCUUGUCCUCACUUGCUCAUGGGAUUUAUUGAUGAUGAAUUACAAGAAGUAUCACAGCUUUGUCACAAUGUUGUUGACGGAAGUCGCCUCGUCUCUUGCAUACGGAACAUGGUCCGCGUUGAAAUAACAAAAACACCGUUCAAACAGCUUGUUGUGUGCAUCCAGUUUCAAAAGGAUUAUCCUGCAUCGCCGUUAUUUGUUGAGUUAAAAAGUAAAACUCUGUCCACAAAGUUGCUAGAUGGAUUAACAGAGGUCUGCGAAAAAGAGUGCAAGCGUUUGUUAAACAAAGCACAGAUAUUGCCAAUUUUAAAAUUUAUUAGGAAUUUCAUUGAGGACAAUCCUCUCAUUUGCUGCUAUGAAGAAAUAGCAACGUUGAAAAAGCUUUUAGGAGAUAAAGACGAGUUCAAGUUAAAGCAAAAGAAUUCGUCCAUCAAUCUAACAUUACAUCAAGAUUUGUAUCAUUUCAAGACCAAGCUUGAAGUGCCGGACAAUUAUCCUACCAGUUGUGUUACUUUUGGUGAUGUUGAUACGAAUUUCCCACCACUAUUCAAACGCUAUCUAGUUGGACAAGGAAGGGAAUUAGCGAGGCAAUGUGUCGAGCCACCAUUGAAGAAACAGCAAAACCUGUUUACACCAUCACCAUCAUUAAACACAGUUGCUUCAUUUCUCAUAAAGAGUGUGAAAGCUUUUCCACAAGAAUCCUGUCAACACUGCAAAGUAAAGUGCUUGCCAACAAAUCCCAAAGAGAUUGUAAUCGACGAAAAUGCGGAUUUCCACGCCGAAAGACUUUAUUGUGGUCAUCUCUUCCACUUAAAAUGUCUCGUGACAUACAUGAAGACUCCGCCAUUCCAUGGGGGUAAGAAAUGUCCAAGUUGCGGUCAACGCGUUUAUCAUGACAAAUGGGGAUUAUCUGACAAGUUGGCAGAAGCCCGUUGGGCCCAUCAAGAAGCACGAGUGAGAGAAUUGGCAGAAGUUGAAGAUUUUUUCAACUAAUAUACUUUCAUCCAGCAAACUUGUGAAAUAUGAGUUUCACAAUAAAACUUACUGGAAGUAGGGAUGUGCGAUUUUUUUUUCAAAAUUAUGUAUCACA
This is a messenger RNA of Cyphomyrmex costatus, 1172 nucleotides long. RefSeq lists its product as uncharacterized. The record is from RefSeq and is a predicted model, not a curated record. The coding region runs from base 101 to 1075 and encodes 324 amino acids. NCBI's taxonomy places the organism in Eukaryota, Metazoa, Arthropoda, Insecta, Hymenoptera, Formicidae. Gene Ontology annotation, molecular function: protein binding. The transcript has 7 exons.